Podarcis lilfordi (Lilford's wall lizard) is the source of this 20967-nucleotide messenger RNA. Lineage: Eukaryota; Metazoa; Chordata; Lepidosauria; Squamata; Lacertidae. The record is from the annotation of a GenBank genome assembly.
GGGUUACAAGAGCAGAGAUAAAUAGUAAAAUGAGUGUUGGGUGGUUGUGCAGUUUCGUUCUUCCACUCGUCCACGCCACACUUGGUUUCUCAGGACUCUCCUGAGGUAGUAGGGAAAAUGCCGAAGGUGAAAGUUCCAGGUAGGUCUAAAUUCCCACGUAGCCUUAGGCAAGUUGGGAAGAAGCCUUCUUUUAUGAUUAGGCUGGUGCCAAAAGCCAGACUCUCAAGAAUGGAUUCACAAAGCAGCUCUGAUUGCCUAUUUAAGUUGUGCAGGGCACAGGAGGUGGAAGGAGUGAGAGCUUGAGCCAUUAGCUUUCCCAAUAUGAGUAGUUUGGAUAGACGGUCAGGCAAGUGGCUUUUAGGCUACAGAAGUGAAAUUAGAUGAGACCAGUCGAUUCAGCAGAACCCAGUUUUGCUGUGUUAAAACUUUAUCAGAGGUUGGAUAAACUUACACAGGAGCACCCCUAGACAUUGGUGUUUGCCAGAUAAAAGAGAAAUUGAAGGGUUUUCAGUAACCUUUAAUGGCUUAUCAUUAGCAGCAAGGUAAUUAAGACAUGCACCAGGCUGGUAGCCAAAAGGGGGCUGAAUUUAGCUUCUCUUUGUCAUCUCGUAAAAGACCUGAAUAAUCCUUACUCGGAACAUGUUGCCUUCCAACUCUGUGGUUCUGUGCUGUUACUAGCAGAAUAGCAACAUGGUCCAAGGAAUCUAGAACAAAACUGAUUACCGGUUUAUUGUAUUUUUUGAAGCAGCAGCAACUAUCCACAUAUUAAAUCUAAGCCUUUGAUAAGCUUAAAAAUUACAUAAAUAAUCCUUUCAACUUGCUCUUAUUUUGUUAUGCUCCUAAAGAAACAUUUCUUACAGCAAACAGAAUGGGUUUAAAAAGUGUUUUGUCGCUUUUCUCUUUGUCCAAUAUUUCAAGUUGUUAUCAAAGGGUUCUGUUCUCUCCCACCCCCCACCAUAUCAGAGUACAAAGAUGCUUCCCUUUUAAAUGAAAAUAAUAAAUAUCCACAGCUCAUAAUCAAAUAUUCCUACAAUGUCCAUGCCACAUGAACAGGUAGCCUCAGGUCUGUUGAUUUCAUUUGACAGAACGCGAAUGGUGCAAUAGUUUCCCUUUGUGUAUGACAGUUAUAUUUAACAAACAGACCUUGGUUCCAGUUUGUACUUUUGCAUGUUUUUUUAAAAGGGGAAGUUUUGCUGCUGUAUCCUUUUACUUCCUUUGAGCAAGCAAGCUGAGAAGAUGAAUCCUACUGGUAGACAUGCUAAUAAAUUGUCAGGGGAGAAUGAAGAGCAUGGAUGGACCUGUGCUUUGUAAUGGUAGAAAUGCCGAAUAAUACCCAUAGGUGCCUACUAAGAAGACCUGGACCACAUUUUUGUGUUGCAGUUUCAACUGAUAUAUCACACUAACUUUUUUUUAAAAAACUGUCAGUCUGCACCCCCUUCAGAUACAGUGGUAUCUUCCAUGCUUGGAAACACUCCAGCUAAGGGCUCGUACACACUUCUGCUUGACCCGUGAUUUGUAGGCAUGGAUCUGAGUGGUUUUCCUCUUGCUUCGCUCCAGCCCCAGGGAAAACACACUCUCUAGUGCUAAAUUGGAGCAAAUGUCAAUCUGGAGAAAACCUGAAUUGCUGUUUGCUCUGAUUGAGCGCUAAUGAGAGUGGUUUUCCCUGGGGGAAAGCAGUGGAACAAAAGGAAGUGGGGUUAGGCCCUCAAUCUAGUCUAGGCUGAUUUUCUCCUUAUCAAACAACUGUUCUAAGAAGUACUACAUAGUAGGUUUUAGAAUAUUUGUGUGUGGAAACUGCUGGACUAAAGGAUUAUCUUUUCAUAUUAUUACUUUGGCAUACAUGGAAGGUGGUAAUCAGACCACCAUACGUUCACAGUUCAGAGUUACCAUUUGCAAAGAGAGUAUUACAUUUUUAGGCAAAUGUUCCAAAUCAUGCAUACAAGAAGCUAUAUACCUUCAGAUGUACAAGCACAGAGUCUGUGAAAACAGUAUUUUAUGAAUACAUGGAGUCAUUGAGAUCAGGCCCUCACAAGCCCCUUCCAUAUGCUCACUUGUAUCCAAAUAAAUGCAUGGAAAGGGAUAUUGGUGGUGCCAAUCCCUGGUUCUGAGGUAGAAUUUAAAAGACUGCAUCCGUCAUAUCAGGAUGUCUGGGCAAGUUGCCCCAAAUUGCUUUCUUGGCUGUUCUUUCUUCCCAUUGUAGAGCUGUUCAACUACUAUGGUAUGUAGAGUAUAUAUUUCUGCAAACAUUUGCUCAUUAAAAAUGUUCAUUUCUGUAUAUAAAUGUGGACAAGGUUAAAAAGAAACUUUAGGUGCUGCAUCCUGUGAUCUGAUUACAUUUAUUUUAUUUCACUCUCAAACAGCAGAGGAGAAACGUGAGUAUAACUCGGCCUUCCUUGUGCCGCCUGCUGCUUUGUUAAGCAGUUGAUCAUAUCCAAAAGACAAAUGAUCACAGCAACUCAGCGACUGUCCGUUUCUCAGCAGUCAUUGCCAGGAGCUAUUGAUGCAUCUGGGGUGAGGAAGAAAGCUUGUAUGGGGCUUGGAGGAAGGAAGGGUGUCAUAACGGGACCUGCAUGGGGUGUGCUGUCCUCGUGAGUCUGGAUGAUUCAGCCCUUCAUCAAACCUGCCUUUUCAAGGAGCUCAGAUACCUUCCUUUGAGUUGCAAUACUAGGAAGGAAUGCUGGAGCCCAGUUCUCUCCACCAAGUCUUUUACCUGGGCACCAACUAAAGGCAGGGAUGCGGGUGGCACUGUGGGUUAAACCACAGAGCCUAGGACUUGCUGAUCAGAAGGUCAGUGGUUUGAAUCCCUGCGACGGGGUGAGCUCCCAUUGCUCGGUCCCUGCUCCUGGCAACCUAGCAGUUCGAAAGCACGUCAAAGUGCAAGUAGAUAAAUAGGUACCGCUCUGGCGGGAAGGUAAACGGCGUUUUCUUGCUUCUCUGGUUCACCAGAAGCGGCUUAUUCAUGCUGGCCACAUGACCCGGAAGCUGUACACCCUUGGCCAAUAAAGCGAGAUGAGCGCCGCAACCCCAGAGUCAGCCACAACUGGACCUAAUGGUCAGGGGUCCCUUUACCUUUACAACUAAGCUGGACCCUCAAAAGCACCCUGCUUGCAGGGAAAAGAGGAACACGAGUGGAUGGUUGAAGUUACUUGGUAGUGGGCCCACUUUGACUCUUGGGUUAUAUAGUCAGACUCUAAGGUUCUCUCCUCAUUAAGCUCCUGGUAUAUGACUGCAUUUCAACCUAAAAACUGGGCAUUGGCACAGAUUGCCCUGCUGAGAAAUGGCUGUCUUUCUGGGCUGCCUGGCUACCGCUGGGUGCACAGGUGAGCAUGAGCCACAUUGCCCAGCAACCCCUGUGCGCAAGGGCAUUUGCUGGGAACAAUGUUGCUUCCCUGUUCUUGUGGAAUUGAGAUGUGGAUCACUGGCUGCUUUGACAACACAAGAGGUCUCUAGGCAGGACUUAGGAGCUCGGAAUAGGACAACGACCCCUUAUGUCCAACCUUCUAGUCUGGUGUGAGUGUGGACUUCAUUCCCUGCUCAAUCCCCAUGCACAUUGUAUGUCUGUAAAGUGGCACUGCAUGAACUUGCCAUUUGCAUGGCCUCUGGCAUUCCCAUCUCAUUGUCAUGAUCCCCUAUGCCCUUCCUGCUUAUUCCACUUGCAUUUCUCCUGCUGAACCAGAUUACUUCCCUGCUUCCUCAAUGUCCACCAUUAAAGCAGCGCUUGCACACACAUGCCCUUCUGAUAGCCUACGAGUGUGGAUGGAUUACAGUGAUUGAGAUAUUAAAUUCUUAUAGAAAAGCAUUUUCUCGGCAGCAAAAUAGUCACCGAUCACCAAAACAUUUUACUAUAUGAAUUUAAUGUAUCCAAUAAACUAAUCCCAUUAGUGCAAGGAUUUCCAUUUGGGCAAUGCAACUUUCCCUCCUCCUCCUCCCCACCCCCAUUUCUUCCCCAAAUCUGCUCCAAAGAGUUGGAGAAAACUUCAGAACAGAUUUAGGGGACGCUCAAAGAAAGCAAGAGAGAGGAGGUUCUGUUGUACAGUCCAAAGUCCUUGCACUAAGAGAACCACUUUGCUGGGUACCACCCAAUAUCUCUGUUUUGUUAGUCACUGUAAUAAAUAUAUGCUUUUAAUAAUUAAUUUCAUCCUUCCAAGAUCCAGAGCAACACACACACACACACACACACACACCCCUGCAGCCUUUUGUAUGAUACAGUCGUACCUUGGUUGUUGAACUUAAUCUGUUCCGGGAGUCCGUUCGACUCCCGAAAUGGUUCAAAAACCAAGGCGUAGCUUCCGAUUGGCUGCAGGAGCUUCCUGCACUCAAUUGGAAGCUGCGUCAGAUGUUCAGCUUCCGAAAAACAUUCACAAACCGGAACACUCACUUUCGGGUUUGCAGCAUUCAGGAGCCAAAACGUCUGAGUACCAAGGUGUUUGAGAACCAAGGUAUGACUGUACUAAGGCUGCAGUUCUGGGCACACUUACUCGGGCAAUGGUGACUUUUACUUGUGAGUAAACAUGCAUAGAAUUGGACAGUAAAAUUGUAAGUCAUAGCCAAUGCUUGAUUCUCAGCAGACGUGACUAUCCUGCGAAACACCAUAACCUGAAAGGUCUCACACUAUCCAUACUCAGAAGGACCUGUACAGAUCUGUAUAACAUAUCCUUUCAUGGGACUGUACCUGCAUACACCAUCAUUGCUGGCUACAACAAGAAACAUCAUGCAGUAGUCUCAGGCUGUUUGAAAGAUCAGAGCCUGCCUUUUGGAGCUCUGACCCCACAGUUAUUUGUGAGCACUCCUUAUUGUGCACCUUGAGAUCUCUAAGCAGAAACAUCUAUGACUGUUGCCCUUUCCUGUACACGUUGCUCAGUGGCAGAAGGGUGAUAUCCAGGCUCUGAUUUCCACAAAAACGGGCUAAGACUACAAUGAGGAAGCCCAAAACAGGUAAGACACUUCUUUUCUAAGUCACCUGGUUUCACAUUAGCUUGGAAUUUAGUUUAGAUCCAGUUCACAGUCCAAAGCAGGUUGCACCCACUAUGGUGAUGCCAUCUACACUUACUGGCUGAGAAAGCCAAACCUAUCAGUCCAAAUUCAGCUUCAUUCUUAUUCUCAUUGCCAUGACAGCAUACUCAGUGUAGAGAGGCACAAACAUUUCCAGACUAUGGAGAAACGCAGACUCUAACCACCCAGAAUCUAGAGCCAUGAGUGGAUACCAUGAAGCAUUUAUGCACCCCAACACAUCCAUGGUUCGUCACUGGUGUUUCACCUUUCCUCACUGAAGCCCUGGAAUCUCGCUGUAAAAGGUUAUCAGUAGAAGUACUAAGAAUACUAUCUGCUUAAAACCCUGCAGCGACAUUGAGUCAAAGUAGACUAUGUUGAGGCUGAUGGAUCAAUUGUGUGACACAUGAUAAGUAAGCUUUGUAAAUACUCUGCAGCCCUGUAGCUGCAUUCUCCCCUAGAACUAUCAAGCUGGAAUGUGGUGCAGGUAAGUCUUCAGUUUCAGAGCACAUGUGACAUACUGUUUUAGCCUGUCAGUUCCCUGUCAUGCAUACAAAGAGAAUGCAGGCAUGAGGUGGCCUCUGAGUGCACACAGGGCUGGUGUGCUGAGUGACGCAAUUGAUCCAUCCUCCCACAAUGACCAAGAGCUGGCCUAGUGACCUUCUGCUUUCUCCUGACAGAAACGGAUGAUGCCAUGCGCUCCUUCGCAGAGAAGGUCUUUGCCUCAGAGGUGAAGGAUGAAGGGGGCCGGCACGAAAUCUCUCCCUUUGAUGUGGAGGAUGUCUGCCCCAUAUCACAUCAUGAAAUGCAACAGCAUAUGAUCAAGGAGGAGGAGAGUUCAAGUGACACUGGGAAAAAGUGAGAGUUCUGUAUGUGUGCAUGCACUGCUGGGAUAAUGGGAAAUUGGGGGUGAGGAAGGAGGAGCCAUGAAAGAUUGGAUGGGUAACCUAGUAAGGUGUGGCUCAGAUAGAUCCUGUGCCAGAUGUGUGCUGAUCACAGUACCUCUGAAGCAUCAUAAUGCAGGCGCCAGAUACACUUGCACUCACACUAAGGAAAGGUGGCAACGGAUGUGAAAAGAGCUGGUUCCUGAACCUUGGAAGACUUGUGUUUAUGGGAAACUACAGAGUGGCUGUGGGACGCGGGUGGCGCUGUGGGUAAAACCUCAGUGCCUAGGACUUGCUGAUCGUAAGGUCGGCGGUUCGAAUCCCCGCGGCGGGGUGAGCUCCCGUCAUUUGGUCCCAGCUCCUGCCCACCUAGCAGUUCGAAAGCACCCUUAAGUGCAAGUAGAUAAAUAGGUACCGCUUUAUAGCGGGAAGGUAAACGGCGUUUCCGUGUGCUGCGCUGGUGCUGGCUCGCCAGAGCAGCUUCGUCACGCUGGCCACGUGACCCGGAAGUGUCUCCGGACAGCGCUGGCUCCCGGCCUCUAGAGUGAGAUGAGCGCACAACCCUAGAGUCGGACACGACUGGCCCGUACGGGCAGGGGUACCUUUACCUUUACCUUUACAGAGUGGCUAAUUCCAAUCGGAGCAGCCACCAGCACAGAGUGCACCGUCUGUACUAGCACCCCUUAAUCAUCAGAGCAGACCAAGUGAUUAAGUAUUUUGAAGAUUAGCUUAAAGCGAAACCAUUUGCUCACGUAGAUUUUCAAAACUGAUGUGGAUAUAAAACAUUCCCCAAGUCACUUGGCUGGAAUUGUUGGAAGAGUAGCCUUUGCCCUAUGUUUCUAGGUACUGAACAGUUUUGAGCAGAUAUAUUCUCAACCACAUUGCCUUCCUACGGAAGAAUGGAGUAUUUCCAUAUGAUAAUGACGGCAGAUAGGUAGCUUUUCACUGCAAGCAAGUGUGAAAGCCAUGGUCUUAUUUGUCCUUUUGAUUUCCAUAAGUGUGCCUCUUGUCAAUACUACCUGAGCAGUGGCACUUUGCUCCUAUUCCUCAGUGGCUUACUCUGACCCCAUAAUUUGUAUGCUCUGCUUCCUCGUGGAAAUGUCUUUAGAUGCAGAUUACAAAUUUGCUGAAGAAGCUAGUCAAUUCAGAGAAGGUCCAAAACCACACCAGAAAGAUGCUAGUUCUGAAUCUAUUUAUAGAAUGUAUAGUUCAGCUUCAUCACAAGUGAUCCUUGGGCAGAUCACAACAACAACAACAAAAGACAAAAUGUAAUUAAAACAUACCACUAUCACUUCCUCUCUCCUUUUUCAAAAACCAAUUCAAAGGCUUUUUGAAUUGGAGGAAGAGAUAGAUCUUUAGUUGGUGCCACAAAAUAGGCAUGGUAGGUGCCAGCCAGUCUUCAGGGUGCCAUUACUGACAAGGCCUUCCACAAUACAGUAUAUAAAGACAUUUGUAUAUUCCUUUGCUACCUCCCUCCAGGAUCAUGAAAUAUCAGCCAAACUUUCAAUGUAGCCAGAGCUAUGGGAAGUGUAUGGUGAACUGACAGAUGAUUGCUGCCAAAGCAUAGACAAAACUAUAUGAAAUGAGUUUCCAUUUGUGUUGCUUUCCUUUUCUUCAUCCCUCCUAGGAAGAAGAGGCUCUUGCGGCUGAAGACCAUUGCACUGCUUGUUCCUACUGCGGGAAAGUCUUCGACCAAACUGUCCACCUUAGAUGAGGUCAUCUCCAGCAGUGCUUCGUAUCAAGCCGUUCCCAAAUUCCAGCGUGUUCAGAUCACGGGCGACUAUGCUGCAGGGGUCAGUAGCUGGAGGUGCCAAACCAUCUCCUGUCAUGAUGAGUCUAUUCUGCUGCCUCUUCUUCCAUUUUGUUAGAUGUGGUACUCCCAAUACUGUGGUACUCCCAAUACUGCAACUUGAAAUGGGGGCGGGGGGGGGAGGUAACCCUCCUGUUUUUCAGGGCUUCCCUGAAUAAUAAUAAUAAUAAUAAUCAUAUAUUAAAAAGUCUGUUCAGGGUUGGUACACACCAUAUACAGUAUUUAAAGCAGACCUUACCUGUAGUAUGUUAAGGGUGCUGGGUUUUGUAGCUCACUGGUAAACUACAGUUCCCAGGUUUCUUUGGGGGUGCUUUAAAUGUAUAGUGUGUGUGCUAACUGCAAGUGGGAUCGACAAGGGAAGUAAAAUAAAGUGUGUUCAGAGAAUUUUAAAAAAUUGCCCUCUAAAACUAAAAUGUCAUGAAGUGGAUAUAAUCAAGCAUUGUGCUUACAGAGCACUUGGAAAAUGUGGUCCACUCCCCUCCUCCAGCACUGCCUUGAGAGAGAAUAUCUGCCGGCUUUAUAGAUGAGCAACAAAGGCACAUUUAUUGGGCACAAACCCCGAUCACAUAGAAAAGGCUUGCUGCUCUUUCCAGAUCUCCACCCCCCAUAUUCCCCCACCCCGCAUUUCAAGUUGCAAGAGACACAGCCCCGAAAUGGAAUGGGAGGAGGUGGAGUUCAGUGGGACUCCUGCAACUAACCUUAGCUGUGUCCUUAGGCUAGCUGCGUCUGUGUUUUGAGUGGCCUAACUUGAACCUGUUGAGAAAUAAAUCAAAUAUGGGGGGAUUUGCUGGGUCAAGGGAUAUUGAUGAAAUUGAAGUGGGAACAUCCUGGUGCUCAAAAUAGCUCCAACAGCUGGAUCCUGCCAUGUCCCUGAUCACCUUUCAUUGCCAGCCUUGGUGGGUUAUUGGAAGACAUGGCUGCUGCUGGAAUAUACGCUGUACUCUCCUUCACUUGAGCAACCAUACUGGGCUCUAUCCCACAGACGGCUCCAGGUUUAAGCAAAGUUCUUGCUGUGGCCUCCCUCCUGGGUGGGCUUCCUUUGCAGCAUUGCAAAACAGUGGCUCUUCCUUCCUUCCUUCCUUCCUUCCUUCCUUCCUUCCUUCCUUCCUUCCUUCCUAAUUGUAAGGAGCAGAAAGGUUCCUGUGAGUGACAAUCUCCCAAUGUCGGCCAUUUUGUUUUCCUUACCAUAGCCCAGGAACUGUGAUGGCCCAGAGCAUUGUAGGGAAAAUAAAAUGGCAGGCACCAGCUAAAUGGCAGCCACCAGAGCUCAACGAGGACAGGCAACUGUCAGUGCAAUCGGCCCUGCCAAGGACAUGGGAGCCGUAAUAGCUGCCAUGUGCUGACGCUGGGCCUGCUUCAUUCUCACUGCUAUUGUUAUCCCCACCACCACCUCCAACCAGGCAUGCUGGGAGACGACUGUUUAUCUCACAGUGCAAGAGUAGGGAACUUUAGGCCCAUGGGCCAAAUGUGUCCCCCAUGCCUCUCCAUCUGGUCCUUGGGAUUCUCCACAGGCCGCUCCCUCCCCCUACCAGCCACAUUAUCUGUCCUCAGGCUACAACCUCUGCCAGUUUUGCCUCACACCUUCCAUGAGCGUUUUGGUUUUUGCAUGAUUUGAACUCUGAGAAACCCCUUUCCUUGCCUGCUGUAUUAUUUGUAUCAUUUAUUAUUCCUAUGACAGACCCUCCAAGUGUCCCUAUUUUCCAGGGACAGUCCCAGAUUUACAGAAGCCAUCCUGGUUUCUGAUUUGAUCCUACAAUGUCCCACUUUUCCUACAAUGUCCCUAUUUUCAUUGGAGAAAUGUCAGAGGGUUUGGAAUAGGGCAUCCCUAUUUUCCUCAGAGAAAUGUCAGAGGGUAUGGAAUAGGAUAUCUCCAUUUUCAUUGGAGAAAUGUUGAAGGGGAAAUCUCUAUUUUCAUCAGAGAAAUGUUGGAAGGUAUGGAAUAGGGCUAAAGUGCCCUUUUGUGGUUUUCAGCACACCUGGGUUUUUCCCCCUUUUGUUUUGUAAUUUCUGUCUUUUUUUUAUCAGUGCCAGAAGUUUUAACAAAUAUUUCCACAGGUGACAGUGGAGGAUUUUGAAGUGGUCUGCAGAGGCCUGUAUCGUGCCCUGUGUAUCCGGGAGAAGUACAUGCACAAAUCUUUCCAGCGUUUCCCCAAGACUCCCUCCCAGUUCUUGCGCACUAUUGAAAGUGAGGUGUGGAAGCCAAAUGACGACCUGCUUCCAGGUAAGGACCCAGGCAGGCUGUGCAGGCUGUACUGGGUGACUGGGCUUGUGGGUGUGUCCCAGAGCAAGACAGCAGGUGUUGGGGUGGGUGGGUGGGUGGGAUGGAGGGCACUGUGGAGAAUUGCAUUAGCUGCUUUAAUCUUUUUUUAAAAAAAACAACACCACCACACUCUGUCUGUGCAGAGCUGGUGUGCUGAGCAUGCAGAACGCUUACGAACAUAGGGAGCUGCCUUAGACUGUUGGUCCAUCUGGUUCAGUAUUGUUUACACUGACUGGCAGCAGCAAUCCAGGGUUUCAGACAGGAGUCUCCUCCAGCCCUGUCUGGAGAUGGCCAGGGGUUGAACCUGGGAUCCACUGCCUUCCGUUCGGAUGCUCCACCACUGAGCUAUGGGCCUUCCUUACUUAGAAGUAAGAGCACAGUGAGAGCAGCUUUCUGCCGGGGCCAGUGAGAGCCAGGCCUUUGCAAAGACUUGAGGAGAGGAGCUUCCCAGAUGGAGUUGUAGAGGUUUGGCACCUCCCCUCCACCUUGGCUCUCAUUCUUAUCUGAGCAAGUAUCUUUUUGAAUUUACUAUGAAUACUGUCAGGUAGUCAGAGAAUCUGAAUGACAUGUAGCCUUGGCCUUAGGGCUAUAUUUCUUGUGCUGGACCUCUUUCCAGUGUGCAAUAUCAUGCCAUAUUUUGGCUUAGCUUUGGUGACUCACCCAGUCUACCAUUUUCAACCUCACCCCCCUGUUUUCCCAUGUUACAAAGAACAGCCUGGCCUAAGUGGAGUUCUCAUGCUUCUGUCACACAUGCUUGUUCAUAACAGGUAGGAAUAUAGGAAAUUCCCUUUUGCCACAUCAUCUAGCCUGCUGUUGUCUACUGUGACUGGCAGAGGCUUUCCAAAAGACAUCUUAGCUAGGGUUCCUUCAUACCAUCCUCCAUCUGAUCCUUUUUUUAACUGGAGAGGGCUAGAAUUGAGCAAGAAACUUAUUGCAUGAAAAACAUGUGCAAAGGGGUAUUCUUCUUAGUCUGUACCUGAAUCAGACUUUAAUUCUCUGGUCUAGACUUCCAUUAUCAGAUCUAUCUACAUACAAGAGGAAAAGGGGCCUGUGAAUCAAACGAGGAUAUGAUGUAAAGCAGGGAUAGCCGACAGGUACCCUUGGGAUGCUGUUGGACUUCAACUCCCAUCAGCCCUAGCUAGCAUGGCCAGUGGUCAGGGGUGGUGGGAGCUGUAGUCCAGCAAUAAAUGAAAGGCGCUGUGUUGGCUAGCCCUGGUGUGAGGUAUGAAAAGCCUAGGCACCCGUUAUCUUAGGGCUAGAGCACUGACCGUGCUGCUUCUCCUUCUGCCUUUGAGGCGGAGGCAGGACUUUCACAUUUCUGGGAAUGCUUUUCACUACACACUCAAAACAAAAGAUAUGUGCAAUUACUAAAACACACCUAAGCUUGUUAUUAGUCACGCAGAAUAAAUUGGAUUUUAGGAUUGUGUUACAAGAGGCGCCAUCUUGUUAAAGGAUACUCAUGCAGUCGGGAGCCAAAAUUAGCUAAAACAAAGACAGAAAUUGUAGCAAAAGCAUCUGCAUGCAGGGGAUGGAUAGUGGUGGCGUUCUCUCAUGGGGAUUUCAGCCAGUCUCAGUCCUGGCAGUCAUGUAGUUUCCUUAGCGGUAUAGAAUUUAAUUCUUGUAGGCUGAUAGCUGUAAGAGAAGCAUGCUAAAGACCCCCAAGCCUUUUCCUUUGUCCUUUCCUUGUUCAACGUUAGCGCACUUUCCUCUUGAUUUUAGUGUUCUCUCCCCCUGUGAAGAAAGAUGAAGAUCCCUUCCAGUCUGGCAACUUGCCCGAGAAUCUGGGCUACCAUGUGGAAAUGAAAGAAGGUGUGGUAUACAUCUAUGCUGACAAAGCUGCUGCUGCCAGGGGUGAGCCCAAGGACCUGCCCUACCCUAACCUGGAUGUCUUCAUUGAUGACAUGAACUUCCUGCUGGCCCUUAUAGCUCAGGGACCUGUGUAAGUGUCUUAGAGGUAUGGCCCCUUCGCACAUAAGCAGGGCCAGCCCAAGAGAUUAUUGAAGCCUCAGGCAGAAAAUCCAAAGGGCGCCCAGCCUGCAAUGAAAAAUGUAACAGUGAGCGAACAACCAAUGUGCUUCCUUUUAUUGAUGCCCAGGGUUUGCUGCCUAAGGUGGCUGCUGCUGACCUGGGUUUGCCCUGAAUAGGAAAAGGGCAAAAGUCUAGCCACCCCAAGGCAGCACACAUAUAUCCCUGUUGCAUUGACUUCUGCUGUCUCAGGUCACUUGCUCUGGAAUGUGACCUUUAUUAAGCUGUCGUGUGACAGCAGCAGGGUUACUGCUGGCUGGCAAAUGUUGGUUGCGUUGGCAAGCUGGUGAACCUGGGCUUGGUCUCUUAUUCUGCGAGUGGCUUAUUUGAGAUGAUGCUCUUUCCUUUGACUGUUGCAGCAAAACCUACACACACCGACGCCUUCGGUUCCUCUCCUCCAAGUUCAGUGUGCAUGAGAUGCUGAAUGAGAUGGAAGAGCUGAAGGAGCUGAAGAACAACCCCCAUCGGGACUUCUAUAAUUGCCGUAAGGUGAGGGAUCUGUCCAAGGUGUUGCCUCCUUAAGCAGGAGUGGCUGAUCUUUGUCACCCUCUGGGGCUGCAGAUCAAAGUGGGUGUGGCCAAAGUGUAGGUGUGGGUGUGGCCAAUAUUUUUUAAAGGGCAAAUUUUGCUGGAUCAUAAAAAUUACAGCAAAGGAUAUUUAUUUUAUUAUGUGAACUGCCCUGAGACCUCCGGGUAUAGGGUGGUAUAUAAAUUCAUUCAAUAAUAAUAAUAAUAAUAAGAAGAAGAAGAAGAAGAAGAAGAAGAAAUGGUCAGUAUCUUUUUUUAAUUUAAAAAUUUUUUUUUUAAUGUUUAUUCAUAAUGGAUGGAUUUGGGGGUUUGGGGGAUUAACAAAACCUUUUGGACCCAGUGCUGCCAGAGGAGAAGUAGUCAGUAAACAUAUUUUUAAAUAUUAUUAUUUUAAUUUACAAGAUUUGGGGGGCCUUGGAUGGCCACAAAAACCCCACACACAUGUGGCACCAUAAUAUUACCAUAAUAUCACAUUCUGGCCUCCCCCUGAAAAAUCAGUGGGAGUGCAUUAAGAGCUACAAAAAAGUCUGGUGUCACAGUGGAAGGCCAAUAGGGGCAGUAAAUAAAAUAAAAUAAAAUACAGCAUUUAACUAUUAUUUUUUUAAGGCAAAUGGGAAAGGGUUGUGGGGGAUGAAUGAGACCUGCAAGUUGUGGGUUAGGUACCCUGGCCUUAAGGUACAAUGAUGUACCUCAUCAAUGCCUCCUCCAAUAUCAUUGCUGUGGUGGGUUCUGUGGGAGGGAGGCAUCUGCAGUCACCAUCACCUCCUCGGCUGACUUUUCUCUUCUCUUAACAGAUCGACACGCACAUCCAUGCUGCAGCUUGCAUGAACCAGAAGCACUUGCUGCGAUUCAUUAAGAAGUCUUACCGGGAAAAUUCUGAAAGGGUUGUGUACAAAUCCAAGGACAAGACCUUGACGCUCAAGCAGCUUUUUGAGCAGCUCAACCUUCACCCUUAUGACCUGACUGUGGACUCCCUUGACGUCCACGCAGUGAGUCCUGCUUUUCCUUUCCAGUACAGGAGAUCUCCCACCCUUCCCCAUGGUCUCUGUCAUAUGACUGGCUGUGGCUAAUUACUCCCCCCCCAGCUGUUGCUGCCCCGCCAUCUCUACCUCCUACAAGUAUUCUUUGCUCUGUGCGUCUAGCCAAUGACUCCUCCUCCUCCUCCAUGUCACAGGGCCGGCAGACCUUCCAGCGCUUUGACAAGUUCAACGCCAAGUAUAACCCGGUGGGUGCCAGUGAGCUGCGUGAUCUCUACCUCAAGUCUGAAAAUGCCAUCAAUGGUGAAUACUUUGCCACCAUCAUCAAGGUUAGAGACUAUGGUAUGCAAGGGUUUGUGUCUGUGCGGCUGGUAGACUGAGGAUAAGGCCAGUUCCUGGAAGCGGAUCAGGUAAUCCCUUUCCCUUUUUAUUUUGCAGGAGGUUGGCUCUGACCUGGAGGAUGCCAAGUACCAGUACGCAGAGCCACGGCUCUCCAUCUAUGGGCGUUCACCGGAAGAGUGGCCAAAAUUAGCCAGCUGGUUCAACGCACACCGUGUUUAUUCACCCAAUAUGAAGUGGAUGAUCCAAGUGCCCAGAAUCUAGUAAGUACUGGUGGGGGCAAAGUUUGAUCAGGUCAGAAGUGCCAAAUUCCAUGUAUAGAUCUGAUCAACCCAGAUUCCUUCCCUUUCACUAAUUAUGGGCCUCUCCAUGCAGCCUACCCCUUCAGUACUUCCCCUCUCUCCCCUAUCUCCUGGCCUGAAAGCGAAGGUUUCUCUUCCUUUCCAUGCCUGUUUCCUAGUGUGUUGUGCCUAUGGUCUUGGGCAGGUGCAGUGGAGUGGGAGAAUAUUGGAUCCUUCAAGGGGACUGGACUCAGGGGAAGCCAUCUACAAGGAUUCUGGCUCAAGUCUGCAGACUUAUGACCACUAGCCUCAGGUUCAGUAGCAGGAGCCUGGCUCAGUUCCUUACCUGGUAGUAUCAUAGCCCUGAGUUUGGCUGGCUCUUCUUCCUCUGACUCUGAUUGAGUUCAAGGCCAGGGCCAUGACACUAUCUGGAUUUUCUUUGGUUUCCUUUGUGUUCUGUGGGGCAAAGCAAAAUGAGCAGGAAGCUGAGACACAGCUGGGACAAAGUAUGUGCUUCAGGACUGAGUUCACUUGCUUCAUCUCAGUUGCUUCUGCCAUUUGCAGCCCGCUUACAUUUUCCUUUCUCUCAAUCAUCCCAUGUAAGUGAUAUGGAAACGAGCAAAAGUGUUUCUGUCUCCUCUCAGUGAUGUGUUCAGGUCAAAGAACUUUUUGCCACACUUUGGGAAGAUGCUGGAGAACAUUUUUGUGCCAAUAUUUCAGGCGACAAUCAACCCACAGGACAACAAGGAGCUGAGUGUGUUUCUGCGCCAUGUGAGUACUGUUGCCCAGAGGCACCUUGGGCCUAAUCCUAGGUAGUGACAGGCUUUGCUCUUUGAAAGUAGGUGACAGAGAGAGUGGCCAAUACAGCACCAGAAACCCGAGGGUGUAUCUAAGUCAGCAUAUUGUCAACCAGAUCUGGCCAAGGGUCCACCUCACUGAAGGUGAUGCCUGGUAGAUACUACAUAAGAAAUGACAACACCUAACCACUACUGGAUUCCAGUCUUCCAGCUUCAACAAGGUAGCACCUUGGACAGAGGUGGCCACUCUGUCCCCCUGCAGCAGAGGGUGACUGUUGGGUGAUGGGAAUUAGAGGUUAUCGGCUUCAUGUUAUUUGGUGAAGGUGGACUUGCUUUUGGAGUUGGUCCCUUCCUCAGAACCAAUUGUACGAUUUGCAGAUUACUGGUUUUGACAGUGUGGAUGAUGAGUCCAAGCACAGUGGACACAUGUUCAGCACCAAGAGCCCCAAGCCGGAGGAGUGGUCCCAUGAGAAGAACCCCUCCUAUACAUACUAUGUGUACUACAUGUAUGCCAACAUCAUGGUCCUCAAUCAUCUCCGACGGUGAGUCCCAGCCUGGGCAGAAGGAUUAUUGCCAGGUGAAAGGCUUCGAUUACAAAUAACCUGCACCAACAUUUAGUACAGUGUUUCUCAAACUUGGGUCCCCAGCUGUUGUUGGACUACAGCUCCCUUCAUCCUUAACUACUGGUCCUGCUAGUCAGGGAUGAUGGGUAUUAUAGUACAACAACAAGUUUGAGGAAACACUGCUUUAGCAGGAGUAACACUGCUGGUUCUGAUAAGACCACCCACUAACCCUGACUAAAGCAUAUUGCAUUUCAAGAGCUUGACGGCAUCAAUCCUUCGCCUUCAUUGAUCCAAAGCCCUAAGAGGCACAGUUCCAGGUUCUGCUAGACUUAAAUGCUUGGAUUCUAACCUGCCUUCUGUAAAUGAAACAGAAUUCACAUCUGCAUAAAAGAGGUUUGCCGCCUCUUCUCUCCCUCUGCAGCCUCCUGCAUUUCCCCCAAAUCUGCUCCUGGGGAUUGGGGGGCCCUUAGGAAUGGUGCAGUAGGGAGCUCAAGAUGAAAGGGGGAAUUGGUGAAAGCCACUCCUUUACGUGAACUGAGGACUAAGUAAGGAUCCAAUCUAGUGUUGGCAAAAGUAAUGACUUCAUAUAAUAAUACCAGGACUGCUGAAAUAAUCUCUCAGAUAUUUAUAUAUUUUUUCCUUUGCUAGUUUGAGAAUGGGUUUUAAACACCAUAAUAAUAUUGUCUAAGCCUUCUAUUAAAAGAGCUAAUGAGACUCUGGGGCCUAACUAAAUAUUAUCUGCAGACAACUGCAAUGAAACAAGACAGGUGCUUUUAUAAAGAAGAGAAAAAUGCUUUAAGAAAGAUCAAUUUAAUACAGAGAGGCAGUGAAGGAUUGCUUAAUCCUUUCUGUGCUUGCAGCUUCUCUCAACCAAACUGCACCCCCAAUUUAUCCCCCCGCCCUGCAUGAGUUUCAAACAUGUAUUAACUUUGUGGACAGAAAAGCAACUGGAUUUGUGUGGCUGUGGAGCAGAGAAGUUACAGUACACUCAUCUGCAUGUUAACAUGGAUUUUUAUCAUUCACCAAUGCAAAGCACAAAAGUGAAGUCCCUGCUGCUUGCUAAUACCAGCAUUACACCAGCAUGUUUGGUCCCUUCAAGUAGGAAGCUGUCUGGGGCCAUCUGAUGGUUGCUUCCUAAAUAUUGCUAGAUGUGUCCAGUAAUCUGGGUUUUGCAUAAAGGCUGCCUUGCCACCCUCAGGGAACGCGGAAUGAACACUUUUCUGUUUCGUCCUCACUGUGGAGAAGCUGGUGCUAUCACCCACCUGCUGGCUGCCUUCAUGACUGCAGAUAAUAUUUCCCAUGGCCUGAACCUCAAGAAGGUGAGUUGCAAGGGCUGUGGAGAUCCCCAGGUGUCCUUUCAUGCUCAUGUUACACCAGCGGAGUUAUCACUGAUCCAUCCAGCUCAUUCUUGGAGCAUCCCUUUUCAAGGGAGCUUUGUGACCUGUCAGAACUUGAUGGGACUCCUCCAUGAGCUGCUGAUGUCUCCUAAGUGUUAAGAUCCUGCCAAGGAUGUUUGGUGGGCCCAUAACUGGGAAAGCCAGGAUUUUGUACUUGGCACGUGGUGCUGAGAAGUAACUAAGGAACAGUGCGAGCAAUUCUGCAUUGCAUCUAGAACACAGAGACAAAAUGACUCCCAUUUAGAAAGAACCUGGAAGCCCAUUCUCAUGAUGUUUGCCGGGAGGGAAUAGAGGUCCUGCUGCCUGCCUCGACUUGAUCUAUCCUUGCCAUGUCUCUUUGCAGAGUCCUGUGCUGCAGUACCUGUACUACCUGGCCCAGAUCCCCAUUGCCAUGUCCCCACUCAGCAACAACAGCCUCUUCUUAGAAUAUGCCAAGAACCCACUUCUUGAUUUCCACCAGAAGGGCUUAAUGGUGUCUCUAUCCACUGAUGACCCUAUGCAGUUCCACUACACCAAGGUAGGCAGCUGGAUCCUUUCCUAGGAUUGCUGUUUGCUUUCAGAAGUGUGAGGGCAGCUAGCGUUAAGGGAAAACAUUGCAGUUUCUGCGAUAACCUUUGCAAUGGCCACACUUUGUAUUUCACUUUUUAUUCCCCAGGAGCCUCUCAUGGAAGAAUAUGCCAUUGCUGCCCAGGUCUUCAAGCUCAGCACCUGUGACAUGUGUGAGAUUGCGCGCUACAGUGUUCUGCAAUCUGGCUUGUCUCAUGAGGUAUGGUGUUCAAUGGAAAUCUCAAAGGGGUAUAGAGUGCUCCCUGAUAUGGGUGAUUUAGCAGCACCAAAUCACUGCUGUUCUGCUUUAAGCUCCAAGUGGAAUAACAAUUCUGGUUCUAGACUUCUAACAAUCUGUAGCCAAAUGAUCAGUACCCCUUUCCUCAGCUGCCAUUUUGGGAAGGGAGGUUCAUUUGGAAUUUUUUUGGGGGGCGGGAUAGUGCUAAAUACUGCCUACUUACUGCAUUCAUUAUUAUGGUUCCUCACUGCAGUGGUCUCCCCACUGCAAUCUAGGGGGUGGGGGAAAGGAAAAAGAAAGAAAGACCAUGCUAUUUGGAAAAGGAAGCGUUGAAGUAAUAUAGCCAACUCCUAGAGAUGGAAAUGGCUAGUUCGAAUUCUGUAAAAUAUCUAGGCCAUCUACACCAGGGAAGACUGAAUUUUCUGACUCUGGGGAGAGGAAAAAAGUGAAACAGUGGAACAUGACAGAUUGAUGUUUUAUCUUACAGAUGCUUUGUCAAAACUGAGUGAACUAAGUGUGGCUAUUCCACAGUAUGUACCCUGUGGCUGUGUGGAAGUAGAUCACCGCCUCAGGGCUUAGUGGCUAGGAAUAUAACAAGGGUUGAGCAAACAAAAGAGGGUACAAGAAAGCAAUGGAAGCAAUUGGGUUUUCUUUUUAUGGAAAAGGUGAUGGGAAUGGCAGUCUGAGUGAGGGGGUGGCUCUCAUUUACUGUAUCAUUUCCACAGGAAAAGCUCCAUAUUCUGGGAAAGAAUUACCAAGAAGAGGGGCCUCAGGGCAAUGACAUCCGCAAGACCAACGUGGCUCAGAUCCGCAUGGCCUACCGCUAUGAGACAUGGUGCUAUGAGCUCGAUCUUAUAGCCGAAGGGCUGAAAAGUAUUGAAUAGAACCAUAUAGCAGGCUUGAGUAAUGAAAUCAGCAGUGCCAUUCAACGCCAGGCAAAUGUAGAGGUUGGAGAGUGAGGGAUUAUUGGCUCCAACACUGUUGUUUCAGAUUACAUACAGUCUAAAAGAAAUUAUGUGCAGUGUGUUUACUAAACUCUUUGUGCUCCUUCAUUCUGCGAGCAAGGUGCAGUUUGCCCUGCAUCCUGGGUAUCUCUUGCCAUGAAUACCACAAAGAUAUUUAUGUGAAAAGGAAUCCAGGAGCCCCUGUUUCCUGGUGUGAACUGUUGUCUUUUAUUUCAGUGCUUUCUUAAAAGAAAAGUAGGAACAUAGGGUUAAAGUGAUCCACACAGCCCCUUGACAAGGACGGAGGCAGGCAACACUGCAGGCACAUUAAACACGUCAUUGUCUCACUGCCACAAACCAUUUAAAGGGCAAAAGGAGGCCAUGUCCACAAAGAAAAUGACUGGAUUUUGUAGUGCAGCAGGCACACUCUGGUCUGUAUGAGGGACCCCCCAGAGGCUUGAUAAGGGCCUUAACUUUGAUGCCUCUGAUGAGGUAAAAAUCCACUGCAGUCGACCCAUGCAAUAGCACAGACUGUCUCAUACUCCAGCUGGACUACAGAGCACCCCGUACUUUGUAUAGGACAGCAGAUACGCUUACAUGUUCCACCAACCUCUGUCUCCCUUCCUGGGGCAGAAUGCUUAUUAAAUAAUUUCAGGAUGAUCAGCUGAUCCCUGCAGAUCACCUGCGUGGAUGGGGGUUAUCCAUUCUCAGCAGAUAGGUGACUGAGUAGAGAUUUGCAUCCUUGUUGUGUUACCGAGCUGGGAAGAAAGGUUUAAAGUUCUUAGCCCGGCCCAGCACCCUGAUGAGGAUGCUAAUCUUUUCCUCCCUGCUCAUCAGAUUAGUUAUCUGGUGUGUGAUUUGUAGCUCAUCUCUGCCAUGGAGAGGCACACUGCAUUUUUUUCUACUCUUGUAGCAGAGGCUUAAGCAGGUCAGUUUCUGUUUCACUCAACCCCAACAGAUUUUCCCUUUCCCCUCCCGGCUGACACUCAACAUUAUUGGCUUCUGGACAGAGGCAGCCCACCCACAAGGCAGGGUGAAGCAUCUGCCUCAGGCAGUGUAAGUGUAAGAGGUGGUGUUCUGCCUGCCACACUGCUUCCGCUGCUAUGAGGGGGGCAUUACAGUGUGCCAUCGGGGAGAAGCUGAGUGGCAAGGCUUGAGCAGUGCCCCGACUCCCAUCAGGUUCGGUGGGAGCCAGGGCAUGGUGGUAGCAGACAUCAGGGUGAGGACACAGCGGGAAGAAGAACAAUUCCUGUUUCAACUCAUGAGCCGAAAUGGGGUGGGUCGCCCCAGCCUCUGAGCAGCCUCUGUCCUCACCAACUAUCUUGUUUUUUGUUUUUAAAUGUUUUGCACUUUUCAUUAUCCUCAUAUGUUUAUUUAGUUGUAUGCCACUUCCCCAUAAGAUUGCGCUCAGAGUGCCUCACAACAUCAAAUGUACAGUAUAACAAUUCAAAACAUUAGAAACAAUUAUAAUCAUAAUAUUGAUAAGUACAGAAAAGUAAUCCAUACAACGUCGUGUAAAACAAUACAAAUAAUCUAUAACCUAAUUCAGCAGUUUAAACUAAGCAGCGUUGCAUAGAACAGGACAAAUUCAUUGAACUGAAACUAAACAGAAGAGAAAAUGACAACAGUACAAAAAUAGCAUGGCAUAGUGGUUAGAGUGUCCGACUAGGAUCUGGGAAAGCAGGGUUCGAAUCCCAACUCAGGCAUGAAGCUUGCUGUGUGACCUUGGGCCAGACACUGCCUCUGAGCCUAACCUACCUCAUAGGGUUGUUGUGAGGCUUGAAUGAGGACGGGAAGAACCAUGUACACUACCUUGAGCUUCAUAGAGGAAAAGGUGAGAGAUAAAUGCAAAUAAUAAUAACAUAUUUCUGUUUUGUACUUCUGCACACCCGAGCAUGCUGUUUCACAGGGUCUCCAUUUUGGUUGCUGUCCUCUUGGCACUCAACCACCUGAGCUCAGUAUUAGUAGGGAACAUACGAAGUACUGUACAGUGGUACCUCGGGUUACAUACGCUUCAGGUUACAGACUCCGCUAACCCAGAAAUAUUACCUCAGGUUAAGAACUUUGCUUCGGGAUGAGAACAGAAAUCGUGCUGGCGGCAGCAGGAGGCCCCAUUAGCUAAAGUGGUGUUUCAGGUUAAGAACAGUUUCAGGUUAAGAACAGACCUCCGGAACGAAUUAAGUACUUAACCCGAGGUACCACUGUAUUACAUUUUCCCAGGUAUCAAGCAGUCUGUAACCUUGAGUGGAAAUGUGUAACAAAGUGCUUUUUUGAACUGGUAAAACUAAUUGUGAAUGUGCAGAAAAGCCCAUGGUAUGUUUUAGCUGUGAUCAGAUUGUAAAAUCAUUUCUGACAGCUGCUCUCGUCUCUCUGAACUGUCAUCACCACAC